CGUUCCCUUCUUCUCACCCUCGACGCCUUCGGUACCCUCUUCCACCCACGCGCCCCCAUCGCAACCCAAUACGCGGCGUCCGCAACCUCCUUCAACCUCCCCCCAAUCUCCCCAGAACGCCUACAUGUCGCGUUCAAAACAGCAUUCAAAGCCCAAUCAAGUUCCUAUCCAAAUUACGGCCGCGAGCAGGUCCUCCGCGGCGAAUACGCUGGCCCGCGACAAUGGUGGGAGGAGGUGAUCCGGGGUAGUUUUUCACGAGCCCUUUCCGACCUUCCAGCCACAUCGCUGGACAUGAACGCGAACACAAAGACAGAAGAUCAUAAUAAGAAUAAUCCGAAUCCUACCGCUAACACCGGUGCUUGUGGCGUUCAUAUCCCCGACGCACUUAUCCAAGAUCUCCUCGAUCGAUUCGCCAGCGCAAGGGGGUACGCUCUUUACGCCGAUGUGCGGCCCUUUUUCGACAUGGUUCGGUCGUUAAAGCAGCAGCAGCAUAGACGCAUCCUUAUCGGGGUUGUCUCCAACUCUGAUGAUCGGAUCUCUGCUGUGCUGGAGUCCCUGGGUGUAUCUGUGAGUCUACCGGGGUUUGAGGAGGACAGGGAAAGUCAACUCUCUCCCUUGCCGAAGGAAGAAAAUCCAGGGCAUCUGCGUCUGCAUGAUAUCGACUUUGUGGUUACAAGUUACCAGGCUGGAGCAGAGAAACCCGAGAGAUUAAUUUACGAGGUGGCGCAGCGGCAGGCGCAGUGCGAGUCAGGAUCAGAAUGGGAAUGGGUGCAUGUCGGAGAUGAUUACAGGAAGGAUUACCUAGGGGCUUUGGAGGCUGGGGGGGAGGCUUAUUUCCUUCCUAGGGAUAAUACAGCUGGAAAGGCUGCCGGGGACAAUGUGAAGACGAUUACUUCGUUGUUGGAUCUGAUUCCGGAGCUA
Aspergillus ochraceoroseus IBT 24754 is the source of this 921-nucleotide messenger RNA. Its product is annotated as HAD family hydrolase. The transcript has a single exon. The record is from RefSeq and is a predicted model, not a curated record. The annotation marks the transcript as partial. NCBI's taxonomy places the organism in Eukaryota, Fungi, Ascomycota, Eurotiomycetes, Eurotiales, Aspergillaceae.